CGCCAGUCAGAUGUGAUUCAAUGGUUGAUUCCGUAAAUCUCAGCCCUGAAUUGUCGAGUCCGUAUUCGAGUGACGUAAUAAACCACCACAGCGGAACUCAAGUCGAGAGGGUUGUUUCCAGUACGGCGUGGAGGCUGUGACACUCAACAGCGGACCCUUACUUCUGUUCCAGCGGUCUGUUUUGAUGUCAAGUUACCGCAGUUGCGCUGAACCUUAGCUGCUAGCGAGAGCACGAUGGCUCCCAGCAAGAGGCUUCGGAACAAAACCAUGCGCCUCGAGUGUGAGUGGGCUUCAUGUCAGGAGCAGUUCGGUCGGAUGGAAAACUUCUGCCAGCAUGUUGAUGAACACCUGAAGGACCUCAGCGCAGUGGAUGACGAGCCGACAGAUUCGCAAAAGGAGGUCCAGUGUCUGUGGAGAGACUGCGGCUUCGUCUCGGUGGACGGUCUCCAGGAGCUCCGGCGCCACGUCUUCUUCCACUGUUACCACACGAAGCUGAAACAGCUGGGUCAGCAGGUCAUCGACGCGCAGCCCCGGCUGGGCUCCUGCUCCAUCGGCCACCAGAACCGGAAUAUCGUCCCCGAAGUGCCGGACAACUUUGUCUGCCAGUGGGAGGAGUGUGACCAACAAACCUUCGAGAACCCGGAGUGGUUCUACCGGCACGUUGAGAUGCACAGCGUCUGCGUCGAAGGCCCUGCGGUCGACUGCGAGAGCCUGAUCCGCUGCGGCUGGAAAGACUGCGAAGCCACGGCGAAGGAGCGGUCGAAGCUGCGAGAACAUCUGCGCAGCCACACGCAGGAGAAGGUGGUGGCCUGUCCCGGCUGCGGCGGCAUGUACGCCAACAACACCAAGUUCUUCGACCACAUCAUUCGCCAGAGCUCGAUGGGAGGUCAAAGGUUCCAGUGCUCUCACUGUUCCAAGCGUUUCGCCACGGAGCGUCUGCUCAGAGACCACAUGAGGAACCACGUGAGUCACUACAAAUGCCCACUGUGUGACAUGACGUGCCCCUCGCCGUCGUCUCUGAGGAACCACAUCAAGUUCCGUCACAGCAAUGAGAAACCAUACAGCUGCGAGUACUGCGAGUACAGCUGCAAGAACCUGAUAGACCUGCGGAAGCACCUGGACACGCACAGCAGUGAGCCAGCCUUCCGUUGCGACGUCCCCGACUGCGGCUUCACAUCUCGUACCAUCGGAACGAUGAAGGUCCAUCAGAGACGACAGCACGAGGGGAACGCCGUCGCCCGCUACAAGUGUCACGUGUGCGAACAGAGUUUCACCAGAGGGAACAACUUGACCGUGCACUUGCACAAGAAACACCACUUCAAGUGGCCAUCUGGGCACCCGAGGUUCAGGUACAAGGAGCACGAGGACGGCUUCCUGCGGCUGCAGCUGAUCCGCUACGAGAGCGUGGAGCUGACGGAGCAGCUGAUGAGAGAGAAGCAGAGCCAGUGUCACGAUGGAGCUGAGCGGCCUCUGGAGGCUCACACUGAACUGAGAGGCGUCCUCCUGGAGGAGCACACCAGCGGAGGAGAAGAUGAAGCUCAGGAUCAGAAUAUGGCUUACACUCUUGGCCAAGUGCUGCCUCAGACCACAGAUGUCUCACUGCAAUGUGGAACACAGCGAACGAUGAAGGAAUUAGGACCCUCUCCGGGCACGUGACCCAGGUGGUUGAUGGCAACUCUCCUAGUGUUUCCUGGUCAGUGCUGCAGACCAUGGUGGAGGUCAGUGGACUCUGACCUUCCAGUCUUCUUAAUCAGUGAAUUAAAUGUGUUUGGAAAAGCAAAGUCUCAGUCCUGACACCCACGUGCUGGUCAGGGUUGAUUCUUUUCAGCUGCUGCUCUCACUACAGCACUUCUGAACUGCAUCACCACACAGCCGGUGCAGAGAGAUGCAUUGUGUGGGACAACCACUGUUGCUUAUAAAGUGAUUUACAUUGACCCAUUAGAAGACACAGAUAUGUCAAUAUUCCAUUUUUUUAUUUGUAUUCAUGUUUUUGCAACAACAAUAAAACAUUUUUGUUUCACCUGCACCGGAACU
This is a messenger RNA of Synchiropus splendidus (mandarinfish), 2034 nucleotides long. It is a transcript of the gene hinfp, whose product is annotated as histone H4 transcription factor. Gene Ontology annotation, biological process: regulation of transcription by RNA polymerase II; anatomical structure development. Bases 235 to 1656 code for a protein of 473 amino acids. NCBI's taxonomy places the organism in Eukaryota, Metazoa, Chordata, Actinopteri, Syngnathiformes, Callionymidae. The record is from RefSeq and is a predicted model, not a curated record. Gene Ontology annotation, molecular function: DNA-binding transcription factor activity, RNA polymerase II-specific; RNA polymerase II cis-regulatory region sequence-specific DNA binding. The transcript has 9 exons.